This is a messenger RNA of Camarhynchus parvulus, 4694 nucleotides long. It is a transcript of the gene EPB41L3, whose product is annotated as erythrocyte membrane protein band 4.1 like 3. Gene Ontology annotation, cellular component: plasma membrane; cytoskeleton. Gene Ontology annotation, biological process: cortical actin cytoskeleton organization. The record is from RefSeq and is a predicted model, not a curated record. The transcript is spliced from 24 exons. Gene Ontology annotation, molecular function: structural molecule activity; actin binding. The coding region runs from base 867 to 3821 and encodes 984 amino acids. Lineage: Eukaryota; Metazoa; Chordata; Aves; Passeriformes; Thraupidae.
GUUUAUUAUAAAGAAAGCGUUAUUAAAUCCCAUUAAAAAUAAGAUCAUAAGCAAACUACAUAAGGCUUGGACCAGUAAAGGUCAGAUGCAGUUGAAUGUAUGCUUUUCCUCUAAUUCUAUGGAGAAGAGUCCUUUCACAGAGUAUUAAAAGGUCAAGAUCAUCAUGCUGCAUCACUGAUGUUGUUAAAUUCACUGCUCUUGCUGCACCUCCGAGUGUGUACAUGCAUAAUAGAGUAUAGGCAAAUACUGCUAUGCUGGUCUCCUUGGGUUGGAAAGUUUCAGCUCUAGUGCGAGGAUGAGAGCUGCAUGGCAAUCAGGGGAGGAGAGGAGAGAGCCUGAGAGCACUGCAUUGGGGUAAGAGCUGCUGGAAGUUCAUUCCCUAUGGCACCGCAUGAACGCGAAGGCUCCUUGAGCUGCUGGCGUGCUGUAGAUCUGCUUGCUGCAGCAGGGAGCACGAAACACAUCGGGAAACAUUAAAAAUACACCGCCUCUAUUUUAUCAGACCAGCGCAGCCCCGGCCUCUCCCCUCACUAAUUGCCUGCAGUCGCAUCCCUCUGUUAGUGGUGCAGCUGGUGGCCUUUUCUCCCCAAAGGCUUCCCCAUAGGACGGAUGCGCAUCAGGAGCUCGUCCCAUGGGAGCCCGCUGCUGCGGUGGGCAGGUUUAGCCUUGAGGAGGAGCCGCGGGGGAGGGGGGGCGCAGGGUGUGGCACCCAUCGCCAUCCUCCCCCUGCGCCUCUGCCUUGGCGGCUCCUCGCUGGGCAGGGCUGUGCCUGGCUGCUGGAGAGCUGCACCAAAACUGGAGGGGGCUGCUUUGGGUCGGGGCUCUGUUCUCUCUUCCCAGAAGGAGCAAGUGAAGAAUAACCCACCAUGACUACAGAAUCAGGAUCAGACUCCGAGUCCAAGGAUAAAGAGCAGGAUCAGGAGGAGAGCCCUGCUCAGGAAGGGGCGGCAGAGACCCAGCCUCAGGAGCAGCAGCCACAGCAGCCGCAGCAGCCGCCUCAGCAGCCGAGUGAAGAGCAGCAGACCGCGCUCGAGCAGUUCUCGGCUGUGGCAGCGCACAGCACGCCCGUCAGAAAGGAGCAGGCUACAGAGAAAGAACAGGAGUUUGCUGCUGCGAGUGCAAAACAGUUGGAAUAUCAGCAGCUAGAGGACGACAAGCUCUCUCAAAAAUCUUCAUCUAGCAAACUUUCCAAGUCUCCUCUAAAGAUCGUCAAGAAACCGAAAAAUAUGCAAUGCAAAGUGACGCUCCUGGAUGGAUCAGAAUAUGCCUGUGAAGUAGAGAAACGUUCCAGAGGUCAAGUGCUAUUUGACAAAGUGUGCGAGCAUCUGAACCUUUUGGAAAAAGACUACUUUGGGCUAACAUACAGAGACACAGAAAACCAAAAGAAUUGGUUGGACCCUGCCAAGGAAAUCAAGAAGCAGAUCCGAAGUGGUGCUUGGCAGUUUGCAUUUAAUGUGAAAUUCUACCCUCCAGACCCUGCCCAGCUAUCUGAGGACAUUACCAGGUACUACCUCUGCCUGCAGCUGAGAGAUGACAUCGUUUCAGGCCGGCUGCCCUGCUCGUUCGUCACGCUGGCCCUGCUGGGCUCCUACACUGUGCAGUCGGAGCUCGGCGACUACGACCCCGACGAGUAUGGCAGCGACUACAUCAGCGAGUUCCGCUUCGCACCCAACCACACGAAAGAGCUGGAGGACAAAGUGAUCGAGCUGCACAAGAGCCACAGGGGAAUGACACCUGCAGAAGCUGAGAUGCAUUUCCUGGAGAAUGCCAAAAAACUAUCAAUGUAUGGAGUAGAUCUCCAUCAUGCCAAGGAUUCCGAAGGAGUGGAAAUCAUGCUUGGAGUCUGUGCAAGUGGACUCUUAAUAUAUCGAGACAGACUCAGAAUAAAUAGAUUUGCCUGGCCAAAGGUUUUGAAAAUUUCCUACAAGAGGAACAACUUCUACAUCAAAAUCCGACCAGGGGAGUUUGAGCAGUUUGAAAGCACUAUUGGGUUUAAGUUGCCAAAUCAUCGUGCUGCAAAGCGUUUAUGGAAAGUGUGUGUUGAACACCAUACAUUUUUCAGGCUCCUGCUGCCAGAAGCUCCUCCAAAGAAGUUCCUCACGCUGGGCUCCAAGUUUCGCUACAGCGGCCGGACGCAGGCGCAGACGAGAAGAGCCAGCGCCCUCAUAGACCGUCCUGCACCUUACUUUGAGCGCUCCUCCAGUAAACGUUACACCAUGUCUCGCAGCUUGGAUGGGGCAUCAGUGAAUGAAAACCAUGAAAUGUACAUGAAGGAUUCUGUGUCUGCUGCAGAGGUUGGUACUGGCCAGUACGCCACAACAAAGGGCAUCUCUCAGACCAACUUGAUAACCACUGUGACUCCAGAGAAAAAGACAGAAGAGGACAAAGAUGAUGAAGAGGGCAAAAAGAAGAGAGCAGAGGAAGUCACCCCGAUUUCAGCAAUACGCCAUGACACCAAGACUGACAGUGAGCAGACGGAUACUGCGGCUGAUGGUGAGACCACUGCCACUGAGUCGGAUCAAGAGGAGGACGGAGAUCUAAAGGCACAGAAUAGUCUGAUUAAGCGAAUACAGGGUGAAAAUGUGUAUGUCAAACAUAGUAAUCUUAUGUUAGAGGAUCUAGAUAAAACCCAGGAAGAUCUGAUGAAACAUCAGACCAAUAUAAGCGAGUUGAAACGCAGCUUCUUGGAAACCUCCACAGAAACGACUGUGUCUAAUGAGUGGGAGAAGAGGCUUUCCACAUCUCCCGUUCGGCUUGCAGCAAGGCAGGAGGAUGCUCCUAUGAUUGAACCACUAGUGCCUGAAGAGACCAAAGAAGAAACAGAGAAAUCAGAAAAACUCAUAAUUUUGCAGAAGGGAGGUACUACAUUCCUUGAAAUGCAGACUAAACAGUCCACCAGUGAAAAAACCUUGGAUGGUUCAGAUAUCUUCACUUUAAUAGAGUCUGCCAGAAAACCAACUGAGUUCAUAGGAGGGGUUACUUCUACUUCCCAUACCUGGGCUCAGAGAAUAGACACGACGACGUCUCAGGAGAUAACUUCCAGUGACAUGAAGCAAGCAGUUCAGCCGGAUCAGGAUACAGUGCAGAAGGUUGUACAGGAGACUGUAGUUGUCAAGGAGAGACAUGGGAUGGAGGUGCAUGCAGGCGGGGAUCCUGCUAAAGUGGCCGGACUUACGCUGGAUGCCCAGGCUGAGGCAAUGUCGGCGGCGGCUGCCGGCGUGAAAGGGAAGGAGGGCUCUGCUGGGACUGAGGGGGCCAAGGAGGAAAAAAGGGAGGAGGCUGGGAAAGCCCUAACCAAACAGGAAGGAGUCGCUGCCGCUGCUUCGUGUGAGCAGGCGGAGGAGCACAGAACAACAGUCCAACUUUCAGAGUCUUUGGAAAGAAAACCUCAUUUUGAGUCACCAGUUGUGAAGACUGAGACUAUAAGUUUCAGCAGUGUUCCCGCUGGUGGGGAAACCCUUGAAAUUUCAACAAAGGAAGUGCCAGUAGUCCAUACAGAAACAAAAACCAUUACAUAUGAGUCUUCUCAGGUGGAUUGUGGUGCUGACUCUGAACCAGGUGUAUUGAUGAGUGCACAAACGAUCACAUCUGAAACCACCAGCACUACAACUACUACACAUAUCACCAAAACUGUGAAAGGAGGCAUCUCAGAGACGAGAAUUGAAAAACGGAUAGUCAUCACAGGAGAUGCAGAUAUCGAUCAUGAUCAGGCGCUGGCUCAGGCAAUUAAAGAAGCCAAAGAGCAGCACCCUGACAUGUCAGUGACCAAAGUAGUGGUACAUAAAGAGACAGAAAUCACACCAGAAGAUGGGGAGGAUUGACCACAGGAAUAACCUAGAAUGCAUAUGAAUCCAGACAUACAUACCAGUAGGAAUACGAGAACCUAUACGGAGUCUCAGUUCCAACCUGACUGACUUGUAUCUGUCUAUGGAAAAUUUCAGUACAGAAGAAUUGAUCUUGACCGUUAAUAAAGAAACUGGCAGAGAUACCUUCCCAUAGAAAGCAAUCUGAAUCAGCAGCAGUUAAACAAUAUUGCAUGAAGCAACAAUAAAAUUACAGAAAAGCAGCAUUUUUAAUUUUCUUAAAAUGUCUAAGUUUUCAGCUUUACCUGCACGUUCAUAAAUAAUAUAAACAGUGAUCUCAUGUAACACAUAAACAGUUCAUGCCUUUCACAGUUUCUGAAAGUCUAAACAAAUUAAAAUUUGUUAGGUGGCAAGCCUUUUGUUUACGGAUAUUGUAAAUGAAGAUUACCCCGAAAAUGCUAGAAGCUGUAUAGGUACUGUGUAUAAUGUUUUACCACACAUUAGAUGUGCCAAUAACACAGUUUAUUCAGUAAACAACUUGAAUCUUAUAUUUGUUUCAUCUGGUUUUAUUAUUGCCCGAUAAACGAUGAUGAAUCUUUACUCUUAUCAAAACAUAUAAAUGCUUACAAAGUGUGCUUUGUAUACCUGACUGAAUACCUUAUGAGGUAGUAAUGAUUUUAGUAUAUUAACUUUAAUGAUUUUUGUCAGCAUUGUUCAGAGUCAGCUUCCAGUCACCCUUCACAGAUCCUAACCUUGUAAAUUAUAUGUAGUUAUUUUGGAGGAAAAAACAAUCUGUAUUUUACUUAGUUUGCAGCUUUAGAAAAUUAUUAAUCUGAAAUAACUGUGAUGGUUUUCUAUUGAUUUCCCUUUUGUUCUCAGAGGAAAAAAAAA